Olea europaea var. sylvestris is the source of this 441-nucleotide messenger RNA. RefSeq lists its product as uncharacterized. The record is from RefSeq and is a predicted model, not a curated record. Lineage: Eukaryota; Viridiplantae; Streptophyta; Magnoliopsida; Lamiales; Oleaceae. The coding region runs from base 1 to 441 and encodes 146 amino acids. The transcript has a single exon.
AUGUUGACAAAGAAAAUAAAGCUUCCGAAGUUUGAAACUGUGGCAUUAGUUGAGGAAAGUAAUGCAAGAGUCCAGAGCAAAUUGCCUCCUCAAUUGAAGGAUCUAGUGAGUUUUACUUUACCAAUUUCAAUUGGGAAUUCCUGUUCAAUUAACGCAUUAUGUGACACUGGUACUAGUAUUAAUCUAAUGUCGUAUUCUAAUUACAGGGAAUUAGGACUAUGUAAAGUCAACUCAGCAUCAAUAACGCUACAACUAGAUGAUAGAACAAUCGCAAGGCCAUGUGACAAAGUUGAGGAUGUACUCGUAAAGGUAGGAAAUUUCAUAUUUCCUAUGGAUUUCAUUAUAUUGGACAUACCAGAAGAUCUAGACAUUCCAGUUAUAUUUGGUCGACCAUUCUUAGCAACGGGACAAACCCUUAUUGAUAUGGAGAAGGAGAACUAA